This is a messenger RNA of Paraglomus brasilianum, 177 nucleotides long. NCBI's taxonomy places the organism in Eukaryota, Fungi, Glomeromycota, Glomeromycetes, Paraglomerales, Paraglomeraceae. The record is from the annotation of a GenBank genome assembly.
AUGCCGAGAAACGGUGUAUUUGAAGAACUAGUAGUCUACUGUACAAAUAAAGAGUUUUUAUAUCUAAGAAAGUCGUUCUCUUCCUUUAAGCAUUAUGCGGGGGCGGAAGAUUGUGCCGGUUAUUUAAAAGGAAGAGCAGAUGUUGUUCGAUGUUCGUAUGUUGUCCCCGUAACGUAG